UAUAAAGCCAAUUACCAUGGUGCCAUGGGGUCUGUCAAAACACGAUCUCUCUCUUCUCUUGUAACCGGCCCAAACUUGCUUUCGACUCUUAAAAAAACUAGACCAAACAUAAAACCCUCCCACAAUGUCGAGCAAACCCGUCAUCGUCCUCACCCCAGGAGCAUGGCACUCGCCAGAGCACUUCCAAGACUUCCGCGACGAACUACACACAAGAGGCUGGGAGACUCACGGCGUGAGGAACCAAUCUGUCGGCUCUGAACCGCCGACCAAGGGCUUAUACGACGACGCGGCCGCCACCGCUGCCGUGUUACAAGAGCUCGCCGAUCAGGGCAAACAAAUCGUUCUUAUCGCCCACUCGUAUGGCGGUCUUGCGGCGGCCGAAGGCGUCAAGGGGUUCGGGAUCAAGCAGAGGACCGCGGAAGGCAAACCCGGCGGCGUCAUCAUGUUUGUGUACCUCGCUGCGUUUGUGGGACAAAAGGGGCAGAGCAUCUUGAGCUUGACGGGCGAUGUGUACCCCCCGUGGACGAAAGUAGAGGACGGCCGAAUCCUUCUCUUGGCCACCGAUGAGCCCUUCUACGGAGACGUGCCCUCAGAGGCACGGGAAAAGGCAAAGACCUUCCUCAAGCACCAGACGACGGUCUCGUUCGAGGAGGCAGUGACGUACGAGCCUUGGCACGACGUUACUUGCAUGUACGUCGGCUGCGAGGACGACCAGGCGAUUCCUUAUUUUGCGCAAGAGAAGAUGCAGGAGCUCCUGGGGCCCACGGCGACCAAGUUGAAGCUGAAGUCUGCGCACUCGCCGUUCCUUUCCAUGGUGACUGAGACGGCUGAUGCUGUUGAGCUUGCUGCGAAGAAGGGGCUGGAGUCUUUGUAGGGUUGAACAAGAGGUGUCGGGGGUUUGAAGUGGUUGUUAUCGCUAUGGAGGUGUGUGUUUUGAGUGCAGCAUUGUAUUGCCAUCGACUGGAGGGCGAUGUGGCGGCAUACCGUAGCCACGAGUGAUGACACUGAAUCAAUACUGUACAUAUCCAGUG
Colletotrichum godetiae is the source of this 1031-nucleotide messenger RNA. Its product is annotated as Alpha/beta hydrolase fold-1. The coding region runs from base 125 to 874 and encodes 249 amino acids. Lineage: Eukaryota; Fungi; Ascomycota; Sordariomycetes; Glomerellales; Glomerellaceae. The transcript has 2 exons. The record is from RefSeq and is a predicted model, not a curated record.